CACACACACACAUAUAUAUACAGAGAAAGGUUAGUUUUGAUCGAGGAGCUGAGCUAGCUAGGAUGCGAAGGGGAACAGUAGACCCUUUGGUGUUGGGGCGUGUGAUCGGAGACGUUGUGGAUCCAUUCACGAGGUCCGUUGAGCUUAGGGUGGUUUACAAUAACGAGGUGGAUAUCAGGAAUGGGUGUGAGAUGAGGCCUUCUCAGCUCAUCAACCCACCUAGGGUUGAAAUCGGCGGACACGAUCUCCGUACUUUCUACACUCUGGUUAUGGUGGAUCCUGAUGCUCCAAGUCCAACCUCUCCAACCCUGAGGGAAUACCUCCACUGGUUGGUCACUGAUAUACCAGGAACUACAGGAGCAAGCUUCGGCAAUGAAGCGAUAUUCUACGAGCCUCCAAGGCCGUCAAUGGGAAUCCACCGUUUUGUGUUUGUGCUUUUCCGGCAACUUGGCCGGCAGACAGUUUAUGCACCGGUUUGGCGCCAGAAUUUCAACACUCGAAACUUUGCUGAGAUUUACAAUCUUGGUUUGCCAGUGGCCGUCACUUACUUUAACGGCCAAAGGGAGGGUGGCACCGGCGGUCGAUCUCCGGCAGAGCCCUGGGCAGCCGAUUAAUUACCCUGCUCCUUCCCGUUAAUUUCAUGCAUGCAUGCAUGCUAUCUAUAGCAUAACAUACAUAUAGUAUAUAUCAUAAAUAAAUAAGACCACAUGCAUUAACAUGUUUAAUUUUCCCAUGAAUAUAUGUUAAAGUUGUUCUAGAAGAACUACGUACUCCAUUAUAUUACCCUUUAUAUAUGGCAAUGAAGAUGGUUUCAUCUCUAUUUAGAAGCUAA
Molecule: messenger RNA, 832 nt
Organism: Ipomoea nil (Japanese morning glory)
Lineage: Eukaryota; Viridiplantae; Streptophyta; Magnoliopsida; Solanales; Convolvulaceae
Product: protein RICE FLOWERING LOCUS T 1-like
Exons: 4
Coding region: 63-614 (183 amino acids)
Source: RefSeq, a predicted model, not a curated record